CGUCAUGUCACCACGAGCCGAGGCGAGUGGAGCAGCAGCAGUAGCAGCGACGGCGACGACGGCGGCGGCGAGAGGGGCAGGAGGAGAGGCCUAGACGGCGCGGACGUCAUGCAGUGCUGGAGAUGAGGCUCCGGAACCGCAUUCUCAGCCAGUCGGAUGGCAAGCCCGGAGCGGUUGCAGUCUCGGCCCCACAGGCGGCCGCGUCCAGGAAGAGGGGCGACGGCGCUGUCGCCGGGCAGCUUGCCUCCCUGGGACACUCGCCUGCGGCCAAACGGGCAACGGCUGGUCGCCAGGCACGACCGACGAGGAAAGCGGCAAGGGCAAGUCCCGUUAAGGUGGAAGUGAAGACGAAAUGGAAGAGAGAGGGCAGAGGCAAGAAAAAUGCUCAAGAGGAUUUGAUCACUUCUGCGACCAGGUCAUCUGUCACGAGGAGAAAACCCCAGCACAACGGAGAUGUUGGCGGAGGAAAUGAAAUCAAACAAAAUGGAAAGGAGUCCACAGAUGCCGAGUCCCAACCAAGAACACACUUGUUGGGGACGAUUUUCUCACCAGUUUUCCAAUUCUUCACACACGACGACGGCGAGACAGAAGAUGAGGAGCCGGCCAUGAUGCCGCCCGAGAGCUCGUAUCCGGAGCCGUCCGCCACGCCUGCCGAGACGUGCUACGACGAGGACUGGGAAGUGUUCGACCCAUACGCCUUCAUCAAGAACCUGCCUCCGCUGACUGAGGAGCAGCUGGCCCGAAAGCCGGCGCUCCCACUCAAGACGCGCAGCACCCCAGAGUACUCGCUCGUCCUCGACCUGGAUGAAACCCUGGUCCAUUGCAGCCUCAUUCAUCUGGAGGACGCAGCACUCACGUUCCCUGUUCUCUUUCAGGAUGUUAACUACCAGGUGUACGUUCGCCUGCGUCCAUACUUCCGGGAGUUUUUGGAGAGGAUGUCAAAACAUUUUGAGAUCAUUCUCUUCACUGCAUCCAAAAAAGUGUACGCUGACAAACUGCUCAAUAUUUUGGAUCCAGCCAAGAAACUAGUGAGGCACCGGCUAUUCAGAGAGCACUGCGUGUGCGUACAAGGAAACUACAUCAAGGACCUCAACAUCCUUGGGCGCGACCUCUCAAAGACCAUCAUCAUUGACAAUUCUCCACAGGCAUUUGCCUACCAGCUGUCCAAUGGGAUCCCCAUCGAAAGCUGGUUCAUGGAUCGGGGCGACACGGAGCUGCUCAAACUCAUCCCCUUCCUGGAGAGGCUGGUGCGCAUGGACGUUGAUGUACGGCCGUACAUUCGGGACAAGUUUCGUCUCCAUGACCUCCUGCCACCAGACUGAGCUAACGAUCGGGCAGCUACCGCACUCGGGAACCCAGCGUCCUCCGUGCCCCGAACCUUCACCAGACAAGCUGAGCGCUCGUAGCGUGCCACUUGAAACGGCGCUCCAUGCAGAACACUUUUUUGGCACAGUUUGCACCUUCCUUGAGGUCCUGGUGGCUUCACAUUUUUUCAUGACAAUGAAGAAACUGCACAGAGUUAAGAUCGCCCACUCCUCUACGCCAUUACGUGGAACACCGUGGUGGCGUAACAAUGCUGUGUCCAUUAUCCCUACCAGUUGAGUCCACUCGACUGUUGUAAGCUUGCAGACUUCAAAGUGUGGUAACACAGGGCGGUGAUCAAAAGUGUUGCUGCAGAUGGUUGCUUUUAUACGUACCUUUAUCGAUGCAUAUCUGCAUUUUUUUACCGAGAUGUUGAGCUAAAGGUUGGUAGAGGGCAAACGGUCCGACAAAAAACAUGCAGGUUUGCCACAGAAGUCGAACAAGCAAUUAUAUAAACUGCAUUAACAUGCUGAUAUCUUUGAUAACAAUUUAAGCUGUUCUGUUUGGUUUCUCAGGAACCCUUUUUCAACAGUAUAAACAUGAAGCAUGGUGGAAUUUAAAAUACUAAUUGUCAAAGGUUGCUUUUAUUUUAUUGUAUGGUCUUUUACCAGAUUAAGCUGUGUUCUUUGUACAAAUUGACUUGGAUUUACACUAACCGGACAGAAGGGCACCACACUCAAGCCACUCGCCUAAACCAGUUGCAUGUUGCUCUCUUUGUAGGUGCAGGCACUGUCGUCAAGUACUAUAGUACUGCUUAAAGUUUUUGCUAAGAUUUGUAUUGUGAUAAACCUCUAUUUUUUUCACUUUUGUAAAGAAAACGCGUGCUUUUUACAAACACUGAUGGGAAAAAUGGUCACGUGUGCAAAAUGUAUCACACUACACACAGUGGCAAUCUCGUGGUAACACAUUCACAAACACCUGAUUGGGCUGAGUCUUGCAUUUCAUUGGUAUGGUUUUGUUGUGAUUUGGUAUAGAGUAUGCUUAACACCAACAUCGUUUUAUGGAAAUUAAAGUGUUAAAGACCAGAAACGUUAUUCUCAUUCUAAUUAUUCUGGUGCAUUGCCUGAUUGUAUUGGAAGGUUGACUAUAAAUUGCUCUCGUUCUGCACAAGACCCUUCCAGCUUUGACUGCCAGGUUAGGGUUCAUCCAAGUAUCCACUUGUGUUGCACCUUCUACAAUGACAUAAGUAUACUGUACAUUUCUCUUUUUAAAGUUGAAUGACAAUCUAGAUAUUAACCAGGGUGUUUUGUUUGUGUUUCAAUGUUUCAUGUGGUAGCAUUGACAUGAAAGGAACGGCAUGCAGGUGGCAUGCUCAUGCAAACAUUGUCGCCAGUAUUUUCUGUGUGCGUGCAACGGGACUUUGUGUGUUUCUGGGUUUUUUCUGUGACUUCUUUGCUGCAGUUUGGACGCUAAAAUGCUGCCAUGAAUAACAAGUUAACACUGCAGCUUCUUAUUCAUGCAACUUCCUACUUUUUAAUUGCUAUAUAUAACAGAGAUUUCAAAACAGAUAUUUUAUUUUACUAUAUCCUUGACAAUGUUUUAUUACACCACUGCGUGUGGACAGUAACUUUUGCAGACGUUUUGCAGUUCUUUGCAUAGCAGAAUUACUGUAAACUUGUAAUUAUCCUGGAAUGUAAAUCUGCCGUUUUAAGUGUUGCCUGUGAUGACUUCUAUUUUAUUCACAGUUGCUAUUUGUGUUUUAUUUCCCUUAUACAGAUCUUUGGAAUUCUUGUUUGUGGGAAUUAUACAGAAUUCAGUGACUGAGAUAUACCAGAUACACAGUACCAUAGGGCGUUUCAUGAGAAGUCUUGCAUUUUAAAUGUUAGGGGUUUUUAAGGACAAGUUUGGGAAAGUAAUAAAAUUUUACGAGAAAGCGGAGGUCGUGGUCCUGGUCCCCCAAGGGCUGUUGGGAUUGCGUGCCCAUUGAAAUGUAACAGCGGUUGACCUUUUGUACAUGUUAGUGAUGUAACUGCGUUUUGAAAGAUCGUUUGUAUUUUAAUUUAUACGAUUUGUCAUGCGCAUUGUGUCAAAUAAAAAAAUGUAAGCAAU
This is a messenger RNA of Lethenteron reissneri (Far Eastern brook lamprey), 3411 nucleotides long. RefSeq names its product CTD small phosphatase-like protein 2. The record is from RefSeq and is a predicted model, not a curated record. Lineage: Eukaryota; Metazoa; Chordata; Hyperoartia; Petromyzontiformes; Petromyzontidae. Gene Ontology annotation, molecular function: phosphatase activity.